Messenger RNA from Funneliformis caledonium, 618 nucleotides. The record is from the annotation of a GenBank genome assembly. NCBI's taxonomy places the organism in Eukaryota, Fungi, Glomeromycota, Glomeromycetes, Glomerales, Glomeraceae.
AUGGAGGCCGUUGCGAAUGUACUUAGCUUGGAUUUUGAUUUUUUCAAAGCCAUUUCCAAUGAUAGUGAAACUCUUAACGAGUAUAAGAGUGACUUAGCGCCUUCUCACAAAGCUUGCUAUGUUAGUCAUUACAAAGUUUGGGAAUUAAUAGCCCUCCAGAAGUAUGAGAGUGCUUUGAUCUUAGAAGACGAUGUAGACAUUGAAAUGAGCAUUUCAUCAAUUGUGUCUAAAGUUCAUCGUGACUUGCCUGGUAAUUGGGAAAUGGUAUAUCUUGGACAUUGUUCCGACGAAGGUGAUUAUUUCUUUAAAUUUCGCCGUAUGCUCAACCCUUCUUUAUAUAAACUGUUCAAAUCCAACAGCCCAUCUUGUACACAUGCCUAUGCUAUUUCAUCUUUGGGUGUCUCCAAGUUACUAAAAGAACUUGUCGAUCCAAAAGAUCCGAUUGAUGUGGAAUUGGUCUAUAGAAUUAAAGCGGGAAACAUCACCUCAUAUAGUCUUGAACCAUCAGCAAUUGUUCAAUGGAAAUCUUUUGAUAACCCAUCAGAUAUUUCUCCUGGCGCCAUGGAUGCACCACAGCUUUUGGAAAGUUCCACCAUGCAUUUUCUUGGUUUAACUUAA